Molecule: messenger RNA, 4858 nt
Organism: Carcharodon carcharias (great white shark)
Lineage: Eukaryota; Metazoa; Chordata; Chondrichthyes; Lamniformes; Lamnidae
Product: integrin alpha-7-like
Exons: 26
Coding region: 85-3333 (1082 amino acids)
Biological process (GO): integrin-mediated signaling pathway; cell-matrix adhesion; leukocyte migration
Cellular component (GO): integrin complex; external side of plasma membrane
Molecular function (GO): integrin binding
Source: RefSeq, a predicted model, not a curated record
GCCUCCUGUAAACACGAGGUCGCACACAGACUCAGUCAGUUCCUCUCUGUCGGGCUGGGUAACAGCUUCUCCUGCACCAGAGACAUGACUUCAGAAAUGACACCUCUUCUGUGCGUGUGUUGUCUGCUCUUGGCAGCCCGGAGCUCAGCUUUUAACCUGGAGACAACCAACACGAUCGCAAAGGAAGGAGAAAGAGGGAGUUUGUUUGGGUUUUCUGUGGCUUUACACAAACAGACCAGCCCGGAGGCACAGAGCUGGAUUCUGGUGGGAGCACCUCAGGCCCGAGCCCAAUCCCAACAGUUCGCAAAUCGCACUGGAGGACUCUUUGCCUGCCCAAUAAUAACUGAAGACGAUGAGUGUGAUCAAGUGGACAUUGAUAAUGAUGUUGAUCUGAGGCGGGAGAGUAAAGAAAACCAAUGGCUAGGGGUGACGGUCAAAAGCCAAGGGAUUGGAGGGAAAGUUGUGACUUGCGCUCAUCGCUAUGAGGUGAGGCAACGUGUGAAUCAGCCAGCGGAAACCCGAGACAUGAUUGGGCGCUGCUAUGUGCUGAGCCAGGACUUAAAUAUCAGAGACGAGCUGGAUGGUGGUGAUUGGAAGUUCUGUGAAGGUCGCACGCAGGGUCACCAGCGCUUUGGGUACUGUCAACAGGGAAUCGCGGCAGGCUUCACACCGGACGAUCAUUACAUUCUAUUUGGCACCCCGGGGACGUACAACUGGAAAGGUAAUGUUCGGACAGAACAGUUGAGUCAUUCUUUGGUCUUCUUGGGCAUCUAUGACGACGGUCCAUAUGAAGCGGGUGAUGAAAGAAAGCAGGAAGCUGAGCUGGUCCCUGUACCUGCCAAUAGUUACUUAGGAUUCUCAGUAGAUUCAGGUAAAGGGCUCACUCGGCAGAACGAGCUGAGUGUGGUCUCCGGAGCACCCAGAGCCAACCACACGGGCGCGGUGGUGAUCCUGAGGAAAGAAGGCGUCAACAGACUGGCACCGGAGCACAUCCUGUGGGGGGAAGAGCUGGGGUCAUCAUACGGUUAUUCAGUUGCCACGGUUGACCUCAACAGCGACGGGUGGACGGACCUCGUGGUUGGCGCUCCUUACUUUUUUGACCGAAAGGAAGAAAUUGGUGGUGCUGUCUACGUGUACAUUAACCAAGCUGGGAAGUGGAAUAAAGUGCGGAGUCUCCGGCUGAAUGGGACCAAAGACUCCUUGUUCGGGCUGACCGUGGCUAACAUUGGGGACAUCAAUCAAGAUGGGUUUGAAGACAUUGCUGUUGGGGCCCCCUACGAUGGACAUGGGAAGGUCUACAUCUACCAUGGAAACAACUUCGGGCUUAAUGUGACACCAGCUCAGAUAAUCGAAGGCGAAACUGUCGGAGUGACAAAAUUCGGAUACUCUGUAGCUGGAGGACUAGACAUCGAUGAUAAUUUUUACCCAGAUAUGGUGGUCGGGUCGCUCUCAGACUCUGCGGUUCUGUUCAGAGCGUGUCCUGUCGUUAACGUGACGGAACGGGUUUCCAUUCAUCCCCAGCAAAUUGAUCUGGAAUUCGAGAACUGCAGACGUGUCCCAGGGAUCUGUAUUGAUGUCAGGGCCUGCUUCCAUUAUAGAUCGAAGCCUGAAUCCUACAACCCCAGGAUUGUCCUUGGUUUUACAAUUGAGGCUGAUUCAGUUGAGAUUGAUGGACAGCGGAGAAGACCUCCCCGGGUGUCUUUCCUGAGAGGGAAGCCAAGUGAUCCCGAGAACCAGUACACCGGUGAGGUAGUCCUGCGAAGGCAAACUGAGUCUAACUGUAUCAACAUCACAAUGAAACUACAGGAGAACAUCAGAGACAAACUGCGGCCCAUUCCAGUGACGUUAACUUAUGUGAUCAAGGAAGUCAGGCGCAAGAAGAAGCAGACCGAACGACAGCUGGCUCACCUGAUGCCUGUCUUAAAUGCUCACGUUUCAAACACAUUCAGAGAAGAGGUGAAUUUUCUGAGGGAGGGCUGUGGACCUGAUAGGAUCUGUCAGAGUAACCUACGGAUGACAUACAGUUUUAGUACCAGGACCAAUGAUGACAAAUUUGAUCCAUUGCCAUUAGACGAACAGGGGAGGCAGGUGUUUUCCCUAAGUGACCAGAAGGACAUCGCUCUGGAGAUCACUGUCACCAACUUGCCAUCAGACCCCAGCAACCCUAUGAAAGACGGAGAUGAUGCUCAUGGGGCCGUUCUGGUCGCUAGUUUCCCAGACACACUCUCCUACUCUGCCUUCCGAUCAUUUCAGGACAAGAAUCUGGUCUGCACGGCGAAUACCAAUGGAUCUCGGGCUGAAUGCGAACUGGGAAAUCCCAUGAAACGGAACGCUGAGGUCACCUUUUACUUGGUUUUAAGUACCUCUAAAAUCACCAUCGAAACGACAACUCUACCAAUUCUACUUCAGCUAACAACCAUCAGUGAACAAACUGACCUGGACCCAGUCACCGCCAAUGCCCAAGUAAUGAUUGUCCUGCCACUCUCCCUCGCUGGAGAGGUUAGACCUCAACAUGUGUUCUUUGGAGGUGACAUAAUGGGAGAAAGUGCAAUGAAAGAAGAGGAGGAUGUGGGCAGCAGUGUGGAUUAUGAGCUAUGGGUGCAAAACACAGGCAAGGUCCUGAAAACCUUGAGCUUGGCUUUCCUGAACAUCCGAUGGCCUCAUGAGAUCAGCAAUGGCAAAUGGCUGUUGUACCCAAUGAGAAUAGAAUUUGAAGGGGAUGGGAAUCCACAAUGUUCUCCUCUACAAUCUGUCAACUCUCUUAAACUGGCGUUUAGUAAUAAUACGCGAGUGAAACAGAACUCAGAGAGGGCACAGCGUGACAACGCAGGCCAAAAGCAAUCAGUGGCUCACCAGACAGAAGCAAAGAAGAAUCUGACCCUGGAUUGUGAAAAGGGGACUGCUAAUUGUAUUGUCUUCCAAUGUCCUCUACAAAUCCUGGACACUACAACUAGAGUGAAAAUAAGUGCACGCCUGUGGAACAGCACCUUCCUGGAGGAGUAUGCUUCACUCAGUUCCAUAAAGCUGAUCAUUCGUGCUGACAUCAGUGUGAAGUCAAGCAUCAAAAACCUAAAGGUGAAGAACACUGCUGCUGAGAAUAUCUUGACAAUAUACCCAGAAAAGGCAAGUGUGGCAUAUGUCGGAGCACCCUGGUUGAUUAUACUCAUUGCUGUCCUCGCCGGAAUCCUGGUCCUUGCUCUGCUUGUGUUCCUACUCUGGAAGUGUGGUUUCUUCAAGCGAACGAACAAAGAGUCUCAGUAUGAAACUGAAUAUCACAGGGCUCAUCUUCAAACCCAGCCAUCUGACCAGGAGAAACUGGCCACCGAGGCAUAAUGCUGACAUCUGCAGCGCGUAAUGAAGGGAUUAAGAACCAUGCAGUAAAUGUGCAAAUGACACCAAGCUUCCACUCAUCCAGCCCUGGUACUUAAAGCGAACCAACGGAGACUUAAGUGAAGGAAGGUGUCAAUAAAUUGCGUUGUUCCCAAACCUGCAACCAAGCACCACAAUUCCUGUGAAUGGGCCAUCUUUGAAAUCUAUUUCUUGUCAGGUAAACAUUAAGAUAAUCCUUCCCCUUCACUGACUAUCAAUGGGUAGCGUGCAAAUCUAGGCUGGAAAAAUAUCCAUUUGGGGGGGUCAUUGCCCCUUUAAAUAGAAUCGAUCCGGUCUUAACUGGGCACCAAACUCAAAGAGGCUCCACUGUGGUAAUCAGAAACAUACAAUUAUGGCUCCUGUGAUGGAGGUAAAGCCUUUUGUUUGUUUUUUUUCCCUGAAUUAAUCUGUGCACUUGAAUGUCUUGGCACAUUGAAGAUGUUUUGGAGACUUAUUCACGAAACAGACCGAUGAAGGGGACUAGGCUAUCAGAUGCCACUUUUAACUUGGCACUUUUUCUGCAAAGUUUUUUUUUGUGUAUGCUUCAAAAUUCCGUUUUGGUGUUUUUCCUCCCCCCCCCCCCACCUUGUUAUGUUGAGAAUGUCAUUUCUGAAAUGGCCAAUUAUUUUGGAGAAUAAGUCUCGCCAUGUCAGGAUGUUUGUGGGCUUUGUUUCGAGACCUUCUGCUUCAAGGCCAUGUUAUGGGCAGUUGAGAAUUGCUGCGAUUGGCUGCACUGCAUUUGGACUUGUUUGUGGGGGGGAAGGGGGGGGAAAGAGAAAAUUACAGGAGCGUCCUGCUCCUGGACAUUGUACAGAGGUGCCACAGCUGGCGCCUGUGCCCUCAGAGUGCCACAUAAUGUCAUGCUUUUUUCAAAAUCUGGUUGACAUUGCCUUUGGCUGGUCCUGUCGAUUUGGGCCUGUAUCGUGAGUAUAGACACUGAAUUAAUGUCUACUGAAUUUUUAAGGAAAGUCUGUCAUGUGCAGCAACAAUUACUGUUAGUAACCUGAAGUGACUUCAUUACAGUUUAGUGUAUGGUACUGUACAGUGUUAAAUUAAACCUGUGCGUCAGUUGCAAGGUGUGCAUUAUCGGAGAUUCUGUGUUAGACUGAAUUCAUUAGUGCGUAGCAUUUUUCAAUUUAUAAAUGCGAACCAAUCAGUAUGACUGUAUCAAACUGGGCAGUAGAAACCCUUAUUUUCGCUGGCACAUAAAUCUGUGUCUCAAAGUUUUGGUCUUCAUGCUUUUGUGCAGUACUAUAUAAGUAAACCAUGUUCUUUUGUCUUACCUUUAGUUCUGUCCAGGCAAUGCACCAUUCCCUGGCAUAGCCAGUGGUUAAACCCUCAGGCCUGUGCCAACCUAGUUUUGAACUGGGCUGUCCUGUUUUGGCAGAAUUGCCUGGACAUUGCUAAAGCAUAAACUGGAUGCCAUAGAUCUAUGUUUCUAUAUUGAUGCAAAAAGACAUUUUGUCAAAGCUUUUCAUCUUGCAUUCAU